AUGGCUGUUCAAGCAUGGCGGGCCCUGCAAGGCAAGACUCUUCUGAUAUGUCUGAAUCUGUUCAGUGCAAUUGCCCUAAUCUUCGAGGGCUACAAUCAAGGCGUGAUGGGAGGUGUCUCCGGGACCCCUGAUUUCAUUCAACAGAUGGGACUGGGUACAGAUGGAAUCAUAGUAGACGCUACCCAUCAAGGGGGUCUAGUAGCUUCAUACUACUUCGGUGCAAUGUUCGGCUGCUUCUUCGCGGGCUGGUUUGGUGACACUUACGGUCGCAAACGCGGUGUAUGGCUGGGCUCUUUGUUUUGCAUCCUCGGCGGCGCUCUACUAUCAGCAAGCAUCAACUCGAAUAUGUUCAUCUGCUCUCGUGUGAUCACAGGCAUUGGAAUCGGGUUCAUCAACACUAUCAUUCCAACAUGGGUCUCGGAACUGGCUCGAGCUCACAACCGCGGUGUUCACUUCACGUUUAUCUUCAUCUCAAAUUAUCUUGGCAUUAUUAUCGCCUACUGGCUCAACUACGGCGUGAGCUUCACGUCUGGUGCUGCAUUCAAGUGGAGAUUUCCACUCGCGUUCAUGACUGUGCCAACAAUUAUUAUUGCCCUUACAGUGGCGUUUCUGCCGGACUCGCCUCGCUGGCUGAUCGCAAACGGUCGCCGCACAGAAGCAAUUGAGGUUCUGGCAAAGGUUCGUGGCGAUCUCUCGCAAGAUGAUCGCGAACUCCUGGCCGAGGUCGAAGAGCUGGAGGCCGUGGUGGAAGCUUCGAAACACAGUCGCAACCAGAUCUGGAAUAUCGCCCUCGGCAGACAUUCUGGCCGUCUUCACCUGGGUCGUCGCGCUUGGAUGGGCUUCUUCCUUAUGCAGAUGUUGAUGUGGAGUGGCAUUAUGGCGAUCACGACAUACUCUGGGGAACUGUUUAAACAGGCCGGCUUCUCGCCAGCCAAGUCCGCCUGGAUGGGCGGCUUCUGCAAUAGUGUCAGUGGCGUCCUCGGCACUGCCGCGGCGGCUCUUGUCAUCGAUCGAUGGGGUCGCAUCAAGAGUCUGCUCACCGGCUUUACCACGCAGGGCAUCGUCAUGUUUCUCACUGGUGCAUUUCUCAAGGUAGCCAAGGAUCUAAAUGAGAGUGACCCGACCAAAGCUCAGAAGUUCGGCGUCGCAUCAGCGAGUAUGCUGUUUGUCUUCCUUUGGUGCUUCUGCAUGUUCGUCAUUGUUCCAUGCUUCUUGUAUUCCACCGAGAUUUGGCCUCAAGAAGUCCGGGCUCAGGGCUACGCUUUUACUGUCUUUGGCUGGGCUGUUGGAUCCGGGCUCACGACGCUAUUGAUCCCGAUCAUGUUGCAGAAGCUCAACUACGGGACUUUCUUCUUGUUUGGUGCAUUCAACAUCGUCGCCAUUCCUUCUGUGUGGUUCAUCUACCCCGAGACUCGCGGCAGAUCUCUCGAAGAGAUCAACUUGCUCUUUGCUUCAUCGUCACUCCUGGUCAGCGCCAACGAGAAGGAAUACCAAAGGAUGGUCCAAGAAGCAGGGGGCAAUACUGCUGUGGCAGAGAGACGUCUCCUGGACGAGGUUGAUGCUUCGACGCGAGAGGGGAAAGGAGAAGCACGGACACCGUCAGCGUCCAGUAAUGGGGAGAAAGGAAGCACGUCAGGGGUUGCGAUCCAUAAUGUGCCUAAGCUGUAA
Molecule: messenger RNA, 1668 nt
Organism: Cyphellophora attinorum
Lineage: Eukaryota; Fungi; Ascomycota; Eurotiomycetes; Chaetothyriales; Cyphellophoraceae
Product: Sugar transporter STL1
Exons: 8
Coding region: 1-1668 (555 amino acids)
Biological process (GO): transmembrane transport; carbohydrate transport
Cellular component (GO): membrane
Molecular function (GO): carbohydrate:proton symporter activity
Source: RefSeq, a predicted model, not a curated record